Messenger RNA from Penicillium soppii, 11502 nucleotides. RefSeq names its product histone acetyltransferase TRA1. Gene Ontology annotation, cellular component: nucleus; SAGA complex; NuA4 histone acetyltransferase complex. Gene Ontology annotation, molecular function: transcription coregulator activity; protein binding. The coding region runs from base 1 to 11502 and encodes 3833 amino acids. Gene Ontology annotation, biological process: DNA repair; regulation of DNA-templated transcription. The transcript is spliced from 5 exons. The record is from RefSeq and is a predicted model, not a curated record. Lineage: Eukaryota; Fungi; Ascomycota; Eurotiomycetes; Eurotiales; Aspergillaceae.
AUGGAGCGAAAUAUAGAAAUCUACGCCACCAAGCUCGGCGAUGAGAAGCUGGACGUCAAAGUCCGAGCUAAUGUUGCUACCGAAUUACGAGACAGCAUUGAACCUUUAUGCUCGGGCGCAAGCUACCCCAUCUUUCUAGCCAAGCUAUGGCCGGUUUUCAAAACAAUCCUGAAGGGAGACCCAGUCUUCUUCAGCAUGUCCUAUGACCAAAAGCUUCGAAACUGUAUUCUCGAGACACUACACCGAUUACCCAUGGGCUCCCCCGAUGUAGAGCCGUAUGCCGUUGAUAUGGUCGACCUGUUGAUGGAACUGGCGCGGAUCGAGAAUGAAGAUAAUGCGGUGCUCUGCAUGAAGACCAUCAUGGAUUUAGAGAGGAACCAAGCUAAGGCAACUGCACACCGGGUUCAGGCUUUCCUUGAACUCAUUCAAGAGAUGUUCCAGACCAUGGAGCAAGUGGUCCGGGACACCUUUGACACGCCAAACCAAGCCACACCCUCGGGUAUGCCAUCAACACCAAACGCAACAGCACAGAGCUUCCAAUCUCCUCGACCGAGCUCACCUGCAACAUCUGUGUCAGAUUUAGGACCGGAACAGCAGUCGAGCAAUGUUCUUCUCAAGGGUAUGCAGUCCUUCAAGGUUCUUGCGGAGUGUCCGAUCAUCGUCGUUUCCAUCUUCCAGACUCACCGCGCAUCGGUUUCAGCCAAUGUCAAGCUGUUCGUACCGCUCAUCAAGACCAUUCUGUUGCUUCAGGCGAAGCCGCAAGAGAAGGCACACGCAGAAGCCGCAGCACAGGGUACGAUCUUCACGGGGGUAUGCAAGGAAAUCAAGAACCGUCCUGCAUUCGGAGAGUUCAUCACAGCGCAAGUAAAGACGAUGAGCUUUUUAGCAUACUUGUUGCGUCUGUAUGCCCACCAGCUUCAAGAUUUCCUUCCCACACUUCCCUCUGUCGUGGUACGUCUUCUUCAAGAUUGUCCACGAGAGAAGUCAGGCGCAAGGAAAGAGUUGCUGGUAGCUAUUCGUCACAUUAUCAACUUCAACUACCGCAAGAUCUUCCUCGAGAAAAUCGAUGAGCUCCUGGAUGAGCGAACUCUUAUCGGAGAUGGCCUGACUGUCUAUGAGACCAUGAGACCCUUGGCUUAUAGCAUGUUGGCUGAUCUGAUCCACCACGUCCGUGACCACCUUAGUCGGGAUCAGAUCCGGAGGACAGUUGAAGUGUACACCAAAAACCUUCACGACGAUUUCCCUGGCACAAGUUUCCAAACGAUGAGUGCAAAGUUACUUCUGAACAUGGCUGAGAAUAUCUCCAAAUUAGAAGACAAGCGUGAGGCGCGUUAUUUCCUAAUCAUGAUUUUAGAUGCCAUCGGUGACAAGUUUGCAUCGAUGAACCAUCAGUUCAAGAACGCCGUCAAAGUUUCCAAGGCCAACAAAGUCUUCCGCAAGGAGACAGAGCCGUGCCCCGAAAGCUACCUCGUCGACAAGGACCAGCCCCCGAGUGGGAUGAAAUCGACAUUUUCUCUGCAUCACCCAUCAAGACCUCUAGCCCGCGAGAUCGUGGCGAAUAUUUUCCGCCAAUUGAAGAACUGCAACCCAGACGACGUUCAGAUCGACCCAAGUAGCGUUCCUAUCAACUGGUCCGAGGUAUCAUAUGGUUAUAAUGCAGAGGAAGUCAGUGUCAUCAAGAAGCUCUUCCACGAGGGAGCCCGUGUCUUCCGCUACUAUGGCGUGGACCAGCCCCCCCCUGAGAUGACCUAUGCUUCUCCAUUUGACUUCCUCGCGAGUCAGUACACAGCGCCAAUGUCGCGAGAAGAAAAGGAGCUUCUGGAAAGCUUCGGCACUGUCUUCCACUGCAUUGAUACCGCGACUUUCCAUGAGGUUUUUCAUUCCGAAAUUCCCUACCUCCACGAGCUUAUGUUUGAACAUGGGGCUUUGCUUCACCUGCCCCAGUUCUUCCUAGCUAGCGAGGCCACUUCUCCCGCAUUCUCUGGCAUGGUUUUGCAGUAUCUGAUGGAGCGUAUUGAUGAAGUUGGAACCUCUGAUAUGACGAAAGCGAAGAUAUUAUUGAGAAUGUUCAAGCUUUCUUUCAUGGCGGUGACCCUGUUCUCUGUGCAGAAUGAGCAGGUCCUUCACCCUCAUGUGACAAAGAUCGUCACCAAGUGUAUUGAGCUUUCCGUCACAGCCGAGGAGCCUAUGAACUACUUCCUUCUGUUACGUUCUUUGUUCCGAAGCAUCGGUGGGGGACGUUUCGAGCUCCUCUACAAGGAAAUUCUUCCCCUUCUAGAGAUGUUGCUUGAGACAUUCAACAACCUGCUGCUUGCAGCCCGUAAGCCGCAGGAGCGGGAUCUCUAUGUGGAACUUACCCUCACUGUUCCCGCCCGGCUGAGCCAUCUCCUACCUCAUCUCAGCUAUCUGAUGCGUCCAAUCGUGGUAGCCUUGCGUGCGGACUCUGAUCUUGUCGGACAGGGUCUGCGCACUCUCGAACUGUGCGUGGACAACCUCACAGCCGAUUACCUUGACCCCAUUAUGGCUCCAAUCAUGGACGAGCUGAUGACUGCUCUCUGGGACCACCUUCGCCCUCAUCCUUACAAUCACUUCCACGCUCACACCACCAUGCGUAUCCUGGGUAAACUGGGUGGACGGAAUCGCAAGUUCCUCAACCACCCACCAGAGCUGUCCUUCCAGCAAUUCUCUGAUGACAACCCCAGCUUCGACAUCAGGCUGAUUGGCCCGAACGAGAAGCGACCGUUCCCUGUGGACAUCGGUAUUGACCUCGCUGCUGGUAAACUUAUGGAGGUUCCAAAGACGGAUUCAGCAAAAGCUUCGGACAUCUAUUACAAGCAGCAGGCCUAUCGGAUGCUCAGCUCUCACCUCAAGCUUCAAAUUGGUUAUGAUGCGAUACCAGAUGAUUUGUCAAGCUCAAUUAGACUUCAUGCCAACGACCUCUUCGAGAACAAGCCCAGUGCGAUGGCUGAUAUUCUUGACAAGUCGGAAAGGUCAGCCUCGAUACCUAAGAAGAUUGCACAGGAAGCAACUGUCAAGAAGCUGAUUAAGGCUUGUAUCUUUGCUACUACUAUUCCUGAGCUUGAGCAAACCGCCAAGGCCUUUGUGGCGGAUGUAUGCAAGCACUUUACCCUCGUCGAGGUUGGUCGUGCCCUGGCGCAAUUCAGACACGGCCGCAAAGCCUUCGAUGUUGCAAGCGGCGAAGGCCCCGUGUACCUGGACUCCAAGAUUCUCGCCGAGGCCUUGGUUGACUGCCUCGCAUCUGAUGAGGUCCAUGUCCGAGAGGCUGCCGAGAAGGCCAUAGUUGUUGUCAGGGACGCGGCGGGUGUGAUUUUUGGAUCCCCGGAGAAGGCAUCCAAGCUUCCAUUCUUCCAGCAUCUGGGCCGUGUCUUCUGCCACAGCUGCUACAGCGAAGAGUGGUUCACUAAGGCUGGUGGAAGCCUGGGCCUUAAUUUGCUCGCGACCAAGCUGGACUUGGGAGAAGCAUGGCUUUAUGAGCGUCACGUUGAAUUCUGUCGGUCUUUGAUGUAUGUGAUCAAGGACACUCCACUGGAUCUGCCUGCUGCCACGCGAAUCCAGUCACAAGAGACGAUGAUCUUGAUUCUGCAGAAAUGUGGGAAGCUCAUCCCUAAAGAUGAUCUCAAGAACGAGAAGAGCCGCUUGUAUGCGCUUAGUGGGUUGCUUGUCUACGAGCUCGGACACAUGAACAAACAUGUUCGAGAGACUGCUCGCCGUUGCUUCACCACAUUGAAGGAAGUGCUUGGCUGUGAGGUCCAUGAACUGAUCUUGCCUGUUAGAGAUCGUCUCUUGCAGUCAAUUUUCAACAAGCCUCUGCGCGCUCUGCCUUUCGCGACGCAGAUUGGUUUCAUUGAUGCUAUCACUUACUGCCUGAGUCUUCACAAUGAGAUCGUCACCUUCAACGAGCCUCUCAACCGCUUGAUGCUGGAAUCACUAGCACUCGCCGAUGCCGAUGAUGAAUCGCUUGCUUCCAAGCCCAAUGAGUUCAAGAAUGCGGAUAUGAUCGUGAACCUCCGUGUUGCUUGCCUUCGCCUCCUGUCUAUGGCGAUGAGUUUCUCUGAGUUUGCCAAUACUCCGCAAAACACGAGCAGGGCCCGCAUCAUCUCUGUGUUCUUCAAAUCGCUGUACUCUCGUUCUCAAGAGGUGAUUGAAGCUGCAAAUGCUGGACUUCGGGAUGUCCUCACUCAGACGAACAAGCUCCCUAAGGACUUACUACAGAAUGGACUACGCCCUAUUCUUAUGAAUCUUCAAGACCCGAAACGCCUCAGUGUCGCUGGGCUGGAUGGCCUGGCUCGUCUUUUGACAUUGCUCACAAACUACUUUAAGGUCGAAAUUGGUGCACGUCUGCUUGAUCACAUGAAGGUGAUUGCAGAUGAUGCUGUGUUGCAGAAGGUUUCAUUCAGUCUUGUUGAACAGAAUCCCGCCAUGAAGAUAGUCGCCGCCAUCUUUAAUAUCUUCCACCUCCUUCCUCCAGCUGCGACUUCAUUUAUGGAGCAUCUCGUCAACAAGGUACUUGAUCUUGAGGCAAAGCUGCGACGCACGUCACACAGCCCAUUCCGCAAGCCGCUGGUCAAGUACCUCAACCGAUAUCCCAAGGAGAGUCUAACAUUCUUCUUCGCUCGUUUCAAGGACGAGAGAUUUGGACGGUUUUUCGGUCAAAUUCUGGCAGAUCCCGAGAGCGAGGGAUUGCGGAAUGCGAUCGUGGCUGAUAUGGAUGGAUUCUCUGCUGCCGCCUUUGGUCAAGACACCAGUGACGGCAAGAACACUGCUGCUAUCAACGGAGUCUAUGUUGCACACUCUCUCUGCUCGUACAGUUCAACCAAGCGCUGGUUGGUCUCACAUGCAGAUAUGAGAAACAAGCUCCUGAGUUGCGGCAGGGAUUUGGAGAGGAAGCUCCGAGGCGACAGUUUGCCUGCCGAUGAGAGACUCCGAGUGGAGCAGGCUGAAGACCAGCUGAUGGAUAUCUUCACCAUGUACUUGGCUGAGGCCACCCACGAUCUCGACUUCCUGUUUGAAGUAAUCGAUGGACUUUCCGCCGAUGAGCUGAAACGCACCCUCGCACUCCCCAAGUUCAUUUACAAGAGCAUCAUCUCCAAUGAGUCCAUUGACUAUCGGCGGUCUGUCAUCAUGCGAUGCCUGGAUCUUUACGGCCAGAAGAGCUGUCCCCAGAAGACCAAGACCUAUGCCUUCCGCAAUCUGGUGAAUCCUAUCUUUGCAAUGGAUGUUCAGGUCACCUGGAACAGCCCCCCCAAUACUCCUAAGCUUAUGGAUAAGAGCAUGACUGAGUCCAUCCAGAGUCGUUUGUGGAAGCCUCAACUCGCGGAUUUGAGUGAGGAGUCUAACCAAGCAGGCGUUGAUCACUCUCGUAUGGAGUUGCUUCAGCUUUCUGCCUUGUUGAUCAAGUACCACUCCCAAACGGUGCAGGACUCUCGCAAAGACAUUAUCAAAUUCGCCUGGAACUACAUUCGACUUGAGGAUAUUAUCAACAAGUACGGUGCCUACGUCUUGAUCAGCUAUUUCAUUGCCCACUACGAGACGCCUUUCAAGAUUGUAAUCCAAGUCUACGUCGCCUUGCUCAGGGCUCAUCAGAACGAGGGCAGAGCUCUUGUCACCCAAGCACUUGAUGUUCUUGCGCCUGUCCUCCCUACACGGACGGCCAAUAGCUCAGGCGCAGAGGCACGGUACCCAUUGUGGGCUAAAUGGCCUCGCCGCAUUUUGGCCGAAGAGACAGCCAACCUGCAGCAGGUUAUGAGCAUCUUCCAGUUCUUGGUUCGUCAGCCUGAUUUGUUCUACGAGUCAAGGGAACACUUUGUACCUCUGAUUGUUCCGUCAUUGGUCAAGAUCACCGGUCCACCCAAUUCUUCCAACGACAGCAAGAAGCUGGCACUCAACUUGAUCAGUUUGAUCUGGCAUUGGGAAGAGAAACGAGCUCAGAAUGCGGAGUCUCACUCUCUGACCCAUGCAUCAUCCGAGUCACCAGUUGCAAGGAAGCGCAAGCUGGAUGAUGCCCAAGAACCAUCUCCUUCACCCGCUCUGGGCCCCCCUAGCAGCCGUGAACGAUCUGACUACACUGUGCCUACCGACUUGCGUGCGGCAUUGAUCAAGUAUCUCAUCACCUUCAUCACGACCCUCCCUGAGCGAUUCAUCGUUCCAGCUGCUCAGAUCCGUCAGAUGCCUACAACCAAGCAACAACCUCCCGUAUUUACAGGAGAAAUGAUCAACAGGGCUAUUCACCUUCUCCGUAGCCUUCUUUCUCCCGAGUACUGGGGUGAUCUUGACAUCGAUCUCUACCAAAAGGCAACCGAGCCUAUCCUGGUGGGCGAAAAAGGUGAUAAACCAGAAGACAAAAUCACAUACAUGGUCAAUACGCUGCAGGUACUGCGUGUUCUCAUUGCAACCAAGCCAAAUGAGUGGAUUGCUGCUCGUCUUCCAUCCAUCCAAAAGCUCCUCGAGAAACCACUGAAGUCAGACAACCCUGAGAUUCAGGACUGUCUCCAUGGCCUUGAAGACGACAUGGACAUCUCCCACAAACUACCUCCUCCUGUUCGUCAUGUUCUCCAGGCCAUCCCGGAUGAACAACCAGACGACGAGGAUGCGAUGGACACGGAGGGAACGCCUUCCGAGUUUGGCUCGUAUCUGUCCACUAUCGCUACUGAGACGCUCUCCGCAAGCAACUACGUUUCAAGCUUGAACAUUCUCUGGACACUUUCUAAGGUUAAGCCGGCUGAGAUUGACGCACAUAUCCCUGCCGUUAUGAAGGCAUUCUCUACCAAAUUGGCUAAGGAGCACGUAGCUGCGUCUACUCAGAAUGGCGCCCAGCUGCAGAAUGGGAACGGCACAAAGCCCGCCGAAGGAGCUGCCCCGGCCACAGAUCAACAAGAGUUCGAGCUCGGUGUUGACCUCAUCCUCAAGACAAUUGAGUUGAUCUCCGUUCGCAUGUCUCACCUCGGAGACCAGCGACGCCCAUUCCUCAGUGUUCUCGCGCAGAUCGUUGAGCGCUCACAAAACAUCGAGCUUUGCAGCAAGAUCUUGGGCAUGGCUGAGUCGUGGAUCUUCCACUCCACCGAGUCAUGGCCUACCUUGAAGGAGAAGACAGCUGUGCUUCACAAGAUGUUGCUAUUCGAAUCUCGACCUGAUCAGACUAUGUUGAAGAAGUUCCUUGACCUCGUCAUUCGAAUUUACGAGGACUCAAAGAUCACGCGCACUGAGUUGACGGUUAGAUUGGAGCACGCUUUCUUGAUUGGCGCAAGAGCCCAGGAUGUUGAAAUGCGCAAUCGGUUCAUGCAGAUCUUUGAUCGCAGCUUGACCCGCCUCGCCAGCUCUCGCCUUAGCUAUGUUCUCACCUGCCAAAACUGGGAUACUUUGGCAGACUCUUUCUGGCUGGCUCAAGCGUCGCACCUGGUGCUUGGAUGUGUUGACAUGAACACCACUGCCCGCUUGCACAAUGAGGAUUUCACUUUGUUCCCCGUGUCAUUCCUCUUCGGCAGUGGAGAAAAAGACCCAAGAAAGGCCGAUAUCAUGGUUGAUAACCAGCUUGAGACUUUCGUCACCGAGCGGAGACGAUUCAUGUCGGAGGUCGGUGAUGUCAGAGUUCGCGAUCUGAUCGAGCCUCUUUGCCAGCUUCAGCAUACCGAUUCGAAUGUUGCCUACAAAUUGUGGACUACCUUGUUCCCGCUCUUUUGGUCCACACUUUCGAAGGAGGACUGCAUUGAUCUGGAGAAGGACAUGGUGACACUUCUCACUCGGGAGUACCAUCACAGACAAUUGGAUAAGCGUCCCAACGUUGUCCAAGCUCUUCUUGAGGGUACGGUGCGUGCCAGUCCUCGCUUUAAGAUCCCUCCCCAUGUCAUCAAGUAUCUCAGCCGAACUUACGACGCAUGGUACACUGCUGCGACGUACCUCGAACAAACUGCCAUUGACCCUAUCAUCGACACACCCACUGUGCGAGAAAGUAAUCUCGAUGCCCUUGUGGAGGUCUACGCAGGCCUACAGGAAGAUGACUUCUUCUAUGGAACUUGGCGCCGUCGUUGCAAGUUUGUCGAGACCAAUGCCGCCCUUUCAUACGAGCAACAGGGAAUGUGGGACAAAUCCCAGCAGCUCUAUGAGAAUGCCCAGAUCAAGGCUCGUUCCGGCGCCAUGCCCUUCUCACAGGGUGAAUACUUUGUAUGGGAGGACCACUGGUUGACAUGCGCUCAAAAGCUCCAGCAAUGGGACAUUUUAAGCGACUUCGCCAAGCAUGAGAAUCUGAACGAUCUCUUGCUCGAGGCCGCUUGGAGGAACAUUGAAAACUGGCAGAGUGAGGGUAACCGAGAGCAGCUCGAAUCAUUGAUCAAGUCUGUAUCAGAUGCUCCCACCCCCAGACGCACCUUCUUCCAGGCAUUCAUGGCCCUGCUUCAAUACCAUACGAAGAAGGACAACAUCCAGGAUUUCAACAGUGUUUGCGACGAGUCCAUUCAGCUUUCCAUCCGCAAAUGGCUGCAACUGCCCAAGCGCAUCACCAAUGCCCAUAUUCCGAUUCUCCAGCAUUUCCAGCUUUUGGUGGAACUACACGAUGCCAGUCACAUCUGCGGAAGCUUGGCUCAGACAAACGAACGCAACUUGGAUACCAAGUCUGCAGAGCUCAAGCUGCUUCUUGGCACAUGGAGAGACCGUUUGCCGAACCUCUGGGAUGAUAUUAACACAUGGCAAGACCUUGUCACCUGGCGUCAGCACAUCUUCCAGCUCAUCAAUGGUACUUACCUCAGCCUCCUACCCCCACAGACCAACAAUGUGGCCAGCAACUCUUACGCCUACCGGGGAUACCACGAGACUGCUUGGAUUAUCAAUCGCUUCGCUCAUGUGGCCCGCAAGCACCAGAUGCCAGAGGUAUGUAUCAAUCAGCUCAGCCGCAUCUAUACCUUGCCGAAUAUCGAAAUCCAGGAGGCAUUCCUCAAGCUUCGCGAGCAGGCCAAGUGCCAUUACCAGAACCCGAAGGAGCUGAACAGUGGACUGGAUGUGAUUAACAACACCAACUUGAACUACUUCGGACCACAGCAAAAGGCUGAGUUCUACACGCUCAAGGGCAUGUUCCUCGCUAAGUUGGACCAUGUCAAUGAGGCAAAUGAAGCUUUCGGUGUUGCUCUUUACUACGAUCUACGCCUUGCCAAGGCCUGGUCUGAAUGGGGACAAUACAGUGAUCAGAGGUUCAAGGCUGACCCUACUGACUACGAGCUUGCCAGCAAUGCUGUUAGCUGUUACCUGGAGGCGGCUGGUCUCUACAAGAGCGCGAAGUCGCGGAAACUGCUCAGCAGAAUCCUCUGGCUCCUCAGUCUAGAUAACGACGAGGGCAAGAUUGCAAGUGCGUUCGAGAACUUCAAGGGAGACACCCCGGUGUGGUACUGGAUUACCUUUAUCCCGCAACUUUUGACCAGCCUGUCCCAUCGCGAGGCGCGCCUCUGCAAGGCUGUUCUGGUCAAGAUUGCCAAGCUAUACCCCCAAGCUCUGUUCUUCUUGCUCCGCACCAACAGAGAGGACAUGCUUAGUAUCAAGAAACAGCAUGACCAGAAGCAAGAAAAGUUGAAUCGGGCUAGACAGCAACAGCAAGGAUCUUCGCCCAACACAAAGCCAAACUCGGCUGCUGGUACCGAUAGUUCGCCCGCCCAAAAGGCCCAGGCAGCUGCCAAUGCCUCGCCCUUAGUUCCACCUGCAGGCUCGCCAGCUAUUCAGAAUCCCGCCCUUCCGCAAAGCCAGUCACCUGCUCAGCCACAAAACGCCGUUCAGGCAUCCCCAAGACAGGGUCAAGGUCAAAGCCCACAAGCCGGUCAAACUCCAGGCCAAUCUCAACACUUGCAAGUACCAGGUCAGAAUGGAACACCACAGACCCAGGCUCCCACCGUCGAGGGCGAGAAGGAGCCUCUCAAAAAACCAUGGGAGUACUCGGACGAAAUCAUGUCUGGACUCAAGACAGCCUUCCCCUUACUCGCUCUGUCUAUGGAGACAAUGGUCGAUCAGAUCCACAAGAACUUUAAGUGUCCCCCGGAUGAGGAUGCUUACCGCCUGAUCGUUGCUCUUCUGAACGAUGGCCUAGCUUACGUGGGUCGCAUGCCUGCAUCUUAUGCACCGGACUUCAAGUUGCCUGCCGCCACCGAAGCCAACAUCACUCGCUUCGCGGAGACCAUUCUUCCUGCCCACAUUCGCAAAUCGUUCGAGGCGGACUUCGUCACCAAGAAGCCGACCAUGAACGAGUACAUCCACAAGCUCCGGCGCUGGCGUGACAAGUUCGAAGAAAAGCUCGAUCGUCGACCCCAACAGACAUUCCUUGAGAGCGCCUCUCCCCAUCUGAGUGAAUUCCGCUUCCUCAAGUUCGAUGAGGUCGAGAUCCCCGGCCAGUACCUACUCCACAAGGACAAGAAUCAAGACUUUGUCCGCAUCGAUCGCUUCCUUCCAGAUGUGGACUUGGUGCGAGGUAUUGGUGUUUGCCAUCGCCGCUUGAAGAUUCGAGGCCAUGACGGUAGUGUGCAAGCAUUUGCUGUCCAACACCCUGCUGCCCGCCACUGCAGACGCGAAGAACGCAUCCUCCAGCUGUUCCGAAUCUUUAACGGCUUGCUUGCGAAACGCAAAGAAAGCCGCCGUCGCAAUCUGUAUUUCCACUUGCCGUUGAUGGUCCCGUUAGCGCCUCACAUUCGCCUGGUCCGGGACGAUUCGUCAUACAUCUCCAUGCAGGGUAUCUAUGAGGAUUACUGCCGCCGCGAGGGAAUGAAUAAGGACGAGCCAGUGCUCUUCACAAUGGAUAAGAUGAGGUCAUUGGCAGAGACAAAGCAAAAUCGUACUCCCGAUCAGCAACAGGUUCUUCGUACAGAGAUCCUCACAGCUAUUCAAGACAAGUGGGUCCCGAGCACUGUGGUCUUGGAAUACUUCCAGCAGACAUACCCCAACUUCUCGGACUUCUGGCUAUUCCGCCGACAGUUUGCCUACCAAUACGCGGCGAUUGCCUUCAUGACCUAUGUUAUGCACAUCGGAAACCGAUACCCAAACAAGAUCAUGAUAUCUCGCUCGACCGGUGACAUCUGGGGUGCCGAAUUGAUCCCCACCAUCAAUCCAGCUAAGGCAUUCUUCUACAACCCGGAACAAGUUCCCUUCCGUUUCACACCGAACAUUCAAACCUUACUGGGUCCAAUCGCAACAGAGGGUGUCUUCGCCUGUGCAAUGAUGGCCAUCGCCCGCUGCUUGACCGAGCCACGCCACGAGCUGGAGCAACAACUUAGCGUCUUUGUGCGGGACGAAAUGAUGUUCUGGUCUACGGCACAGCAUCGCGGGCCCUUGCCCCCCAACCAGCUCCGCGACCUUGUCUACAAUAACAGCGAGAUCAUUGCCAACCGCGCUGUCAGCCUUGCCAGCCCACCGGAGGGCAACUUGCCAGCCAACCAGACCACGAUUGACCUGGUUUCUAAGGCUGUUAACCCUCAACAUCUGGCCUCGUGCGAUGCGUUGUGGAUGCCAUACCUUUGA